This is a messenger RNA of Paramecium pentaurelia, 5689 nucleotides long. The record is from the annotation of a GenBank genome assembly. Lineage: Eukaryota; Ciliophora; Oligohymenophorea; Peniculida; Parameciidae.
AUGAUAAGCGCUUAUCGAUUUAAUUAUGAACAUUUGCCAAAAGAGGUAAAGCUAAAUACUUUUGAUGCUGAGAGAGGCCUAAUUUAUAAUGAGAUCAUUCGCUUGUUAAAGGAUUUUGAAAUGAGGUAAUUUGAAGUCUUAAUGUUAGUUCUUCUAAGCAUUGGUUUCCAAUAAUGAAUUUGCUUUAAAGAUUCAAAUAAAUUUACUCCUUUUUGAAUGAAGAAAGACAGGAGCUUGCAGAGUUGAUUCUUUCAAAGUUGGGAGGAUUGAAAUCUUCUGUAGGACUUCAAAAUGGAUUUAGUCUUGUUUGUACCAUUAUUUAAAAUAAGCAAAAAUAUCUGUCUUUAAAAGUUGAUUGGAGAUAUUGGCAUUAAUAUUUAUAAGAUAAGUUUAUGACAAAUAAAGAUAAGACAAUCACAAGUUAAACAUUCAGUACUCAAUUAUUUAUGUAAUUUUGUUAAUUCCUUAAAACAGUAAAAUAUUACUUUGAUGCUGAUGUUGUUUAAUUUGCAUUCUUAAAAUUUCGUGAAUAUUUAGGUUAUUAAGACAAAUAAGUAGCAUGGGCUUAUUUGAUGUUAUUUGUACCAUUUAGAAAUGAUAUUCCAUAAGAUGCCUAUAAAGAUCUUAUAAAAUAUUUAAUGGAUCCCUUAUUAAUUUUUGGAGAAAAAGAUAAUUGUAGAUUAAAAUUUAUAUUGAAUUAUUUAAGAGUCUAUCCAUAAUAAAUGAAUCUGAUGCCAUAAAUGAUGAGAUUUUUUCAUGGUUAUUGGCGUAAUGAUUUAGGUUAAGAUGAUAAAAGUAAAAAUAUUAUUAAAAUUAAGAUGAAAAAUUAGUUGCUAUGUUAUUACCAGAUGAUACUUUAGGAGUACCUAGUUUAUUCAAAAUAAUGCCAUAAUUAUUAGUUGAAUUGAUAGGUAAUUCAAAAAGAGAAGGAUAUUAAGAAUAUAUGUUAACAAUGAAAAGAUUAUUUUCUUUAGUAGAUUCAAUUACUUCAGUAUAUUCUUAAUAAACAAUGGAUGAUUAAAUAUUCAAAUUACUUAAAUUAAUGGUUGGCAAUUUCAUUUAAAAAUAUAGAAGAGAUUAAUUAUUAUUAAGAAUUUAUGAAAUGUAAUAAAAUAAAAAAUAUGAUGAGAAUGUUUCUGAAUCUUUAAUGUAAGAAUUAAUUGAUUAAUUUAAUGAUGUUCAUAUUCAAGAUUUUAUUGAAAGUGAUAAAUAUAUACUUGAAUUAUUAUUAAUUAAUCCAGAUUAAGGAUACUCUAGUUUUUAGAUCAAUUAUCCAAAUUAAAGAAAUUCUACUAAAAUACAUGCUACUAAAAUUAAUAUUGAUAAAUUAUUACCAUUUUUAUUGGAUGAAUAAGCUAAAUAAGAUUUUAUUGAAAUUGUUAUGGAUGUAUUAGACAAAGUCAUAUAUAUGGAAGAUUAAGGAUAUUCAACUGCAAAAACUGUUUUAUAUUUAUCAUGUUUUGAACCUAAAUUAAUAGAUUUCUUUCUUAAUAAAAUGAAAUAAGCUAUAAAUGAUGUUACAGCUCUCUAAUUUAUUACAAUUAAGAGUAUAUUGAUAUUUAUGGCUAUUCCAAUUUUAUAAGGAAAAUGGUAUUUAUAAUAGAAACUAUAAUUUUUAGUCCUUAUUCUAUACAUCAUCUAUAAGAAUUCAUGGAUUUGACAUACAAAUUAUUUGAAGUCCAAGGAGUUAGUGAGAAUAUAGAUUCAUUAGAAUUUUAUUGUAAAAUAUUCAUGAAUGUUCCAAUUUAUACUCCAGAAGAAUAUAUGGAAUUAUAUGGAGAACAUAAUGAAUUAUGUAGAUAUUUAAGUGAUUUCGUAUCAGAAGUAUUUAAUUUAAUUAUCAAAAACUUUAAUUUAAUUAAAUACAAAGAUGUAGAUUAUGGAUUUGUAUUGCCAAAUUUAAUUAAUAUCUUUUGGCCAUAUAUAGCAAAUUCAUCACAAAGGAUGUUAGAUAGUAUUGUUGAUAGAAUUAAAGAACAUCUAGAAAAUUUAGAAAUGUAAGAUUUGAGUGCAAUGGGAGAUUUGAUAGAUUGUAUAUUAUAUAGAGAUCCUACAAUAUUGGAAUAUAUUAUUGAUAUUUGUAUGGAGAAAUUAUUAAAAUAGAGACAAUCUCCACUUAAAAAACAUUAUUUGAGUUUUAUUGUACAAUUAUCAAAGUACUCAGAUUAUAUAUUAUAAUAUGAACCAACUGCAGGUAAUAAAUAAUCAAAACUCUUAUGGUUAACACUUCUCGAGAAAUCACUUACAUAUGCUGGUAAAGCUACAUAAAAACAUGAUAUGAAGAUAUAAGCAAUAGUAAUUAAUUAUUUAAUGGAUGAAGAAGAUGAAGUUUUUACUAAAGUUAGUGAUAUAAUACAUUCUGUUAUAAUAACAAAUUAAAUCAUUAAAUCUAAUAAUUUAUCUUGGUAAAAUUAGAAUUCUUAAUUUUUUAAAAAAGAUUUUGAUAAAAAAACAUUAUAUUAACCAUAAGAUUUAGUUGUUGAAUGGAUUUUACCAACUAGAUAAGAUUGGGAAUAUAUUUUUGAUUGGAAUAGAAUGUUUAUGUUUGGAGUAAUAGAGGAAUUUGAAAAAACUUAUAUGAAAGAAUAUGAAUUUUAUGAAAUGCCAAGAGAUUUCCCUAAACUUAUUGAUUUAAUGAUUUUUAGAAAUCCUCCUAUGGAUCCAAAUUUAAAAUAAAUUUGUUAUCGUGUAUGGUUUCUAGUUUUUGGAUGUUUUACUGGAUCAUCUCUAUUCACACCAUUUUAACCAUAAGAUAAAAUUGACGGAAGCAAAGGACAUAUAAAAUUAGAAAAGAUAUAAUAAGAUUAUUUAAAGAAAGUUUGUCCACCUGAAUAUUGGGAUUUAAGAUAGAGAUUAGGUACAUUUGCUAUAAAUUCUAUUUGUUAUGCUAUAAAUACAGGAGUAGCCCAUGAUAAAGAUAUUAAUGAUCUUUUGGUUACAAUAGCUUCUGAAUGUAUAAGUUCAUAGACUUUGAAUUAAGAAUUAUAAUUAGGUAGAGAAUUUAUGGAAGGAUGUAGAUAAUUGAUGUAAGCUUCUUAAUGUAAAUUAUAUUUUGAAAGUCGAAUUCAAUGUGUAAUUGAUAUUAACACAUAUCUUUAUUAGAGACAUGUGUUUAUGUUACAUUUACAAGGUAUACCAAUUGAAUACAAUCAAAUUUACAAUUAUAUAAUUGUUCUUUAUUUGUUAGGUCAUUCUGAAUUUAGUAGUCCUUAAUAUUUAUUACCAUAUUCAGAAAGAGCUACAUAUACUUUAACUACUGGAGUUAGAAAUAACUUUUUUGAGUAUUUGUUAGGGAUUUUGGAUUACAAUGAUAAAGAUAGUAGAUUAAGUAAAAUCAAUUAAUUAAGUGAAAGAAGUAAAGAAUAUAAAUAAUUAAUUGAUUUAUUACAAGGUUUUAAUUCAGCAGUUUAACAUAUUUCUUCUGAUAUUGAAAUGAGUAUGUCAAUACAAAAAUAAUUGAAUUAAUUUAUAAGUGUAAUGGAAUAUGUUGAUAAUUAAAAAUGUAAAUAUUUGAUAAUGGAAUCAUGUGUUCAUCAUUUAGCAAUAUAAUAUGAUGAAAGUACUGUUGUUUUAUCUAAUGAUUAUAAUGAUAGAUUGGAAAUGAUUAAUAAUAGUAUAAGAGCAUUAUAAAGUCAGUAUUUUUGGAAAUGUAAAAUUAUUCAUAGUUUAUCUUUAUUGAAUAAUAUAAAUAUCAUAAGAUUUGUGCCUGAAAAUUGUAUUAAUGCUUAUCGUGAUUUAUGUAUAAAUGAUCAUGUUACAUUAAAUUAAUUGGGAAGAGCAGGUUUAUUUUACUUUCUUAGAUUAGCUAAAUAAAUGAUUUAUAAAAAACAAUAAGUUAAUAGUUCAUAAUUUGAAUAACAUCUUCCAUUUAAUAAAUUUGUUCAAUAUAGAUAUUUAACAUAAGAAUAAUUAUCAAUUAUAGAUUAAUCAUAUUAAUCUAUUUUAGAAUUAGAUGACAUACUAAAAGCAUAAUAACCAAUAUAUAGAUCUAAAAUGCAUGAGAAAUAUAUGUUUACUAAAAAUGAUAUAACUAAAGUUACUAUUAUUAAUGACACUAUCACUCCAUUCAUAAAAGAUUUAAGAUAACUAUUUACAGAUAAAUAAUAUAUGCGAGAAUUUAUGGAAAAGAUAUUAAUAGAUAAAGAUGUAGCUCCAACAUCAGAAUUUGAUAUUACAGAUGCUCCAUCAUAAGAAGUUUAAUUUAUGUCUGCAUAAGGAAUCACAAGAUAUGUCUAAAUAUUUUUUACAUAUAUUUAUGGAAAAAAUAGAAAUAGAUAAUCUCCAUUUUCUGCAACAUAAUCCUUUUUUAUGUCUGAUUUCUAUUUUAGAUUAUUUAAGAAAAUGUUUUAAGUUUGUGGUAUUGCUGCAUUUUAUUCAACCAAAGAAAUAAUUGAUGAAUAUAUUGAAUAAUUUGAUUAAAGAGAAAAGUAAAGAUUAGUAAGUUGUUAUUUAACUGCUCUUCAUAGAUCAUUAUUAAAUGUUGGUUCAUAUAUUUAAGAUUCAUUUAUUAGAAUUCUUCCUAAUAUUACAUAAGAAAUAUUCUAUGAUUAUCAUUUAGCAUUCUUUUAUAUGUGUAGAGAUUAAGAUUGGUAAUGGAUAUCUCCAGUUUAUUAAAAAAUGUUAUAAUGUUGUUAGAAUCUUAUUCCUUAAGGAGGAUUCAAAGGUUUAAGAUAUAUUUAAUUAUUGAAAAUUCUCAUUUAAUCAUAAGGUCCUAGAAUUAUUACAUUAUAAGAUCAAAUUCUUUAAUAAUUUGCUACAAUAAUAGUCACAUAUCCAUCUAGUGUUUAUGUUGAAGAAUAUACUUGUACACUUGCAACAGCAUUAUUAUAAACUAUUUUAAUACCUAUUCCUAUUGAUGCUCCAUAUGCAGAUGAUCAUUUGAUUGCAACAACUGCUAACUUUUAAAUUUGGUAUAAUAGUGAUCUUUAAAAUUUUUUCUAAAAUUUUAAUGAAUUUCUCUCUAAUAAUACUUAAACAGAUAAAGUAAAGUUUUAUUAAGAAUUAUCAGCAAGAAUUUUAGAAUUUAUUGCAAUUAGUAAAUUUGAUAAUUAUUCAUGGAAAUUUAUUGUUGAAGCUAUGAAAAUCAUAUUCUAAAAUAAUUAAACUGAUAUAGAUGCUUAAGAAAUUCUAAGAAAAUAUAUUGAAUGUGAUUAUGAUGAAAUUACUCAAUUACUUGAUAUUGCAGAAUAAAUGACUAAAAAUGAUACUUGGAAUAUUAGAAAACGUGCCAAUUUCUUUUUAAGAGAUUGGUAUUUCAAAGCAAGAUUAGAAGGAAGUACAUUAGAUCAAAUACCAAAAUAAUUACUCAAUAUGUUUUAAGACAAUAAUCUUUAAUUGUAAUUCUAAGCUGUUUCUUCACUUGCUGAUUAUUUAAAAUUGUACACUAAAUAAGAAUUAGAAGAAUUAUUCAAAACAACAUAAGAAAAUAGAGUUUAUAUAUUAAUGAGUAUGUUACUUUCACGUCAAGAUAGAAAUUUUAAUUGGACAGAUUAAGCUUUAUCUGAAAUAUUUUAAGAAUUGAAAAACAAAAGGUAUUUAAUUAUUUUAUUUUUAGAAUAUUGUAAGAAUUUGUAUCUGAAUAUUGGAAGAGUAGACAAGAUUGGUAGAGAGUAUUUAAAGAUGAAAUAAGUGAAGAAAAUGUGAGAAAAUUAUAAGAAAUUGUAAAUCCACAUCCAUAUUAUGCAUGAUU